This is a messenger RNA of Anisakis simplex (herring worm), 693 nucleotides long. The record is from the annotation of a GenBank genome assembly. Lineage: Eukaryota; Metazoa; Nematoda; Chromadorea; Rhabditida; Anisakidae.
UGUGAUCGAGAAAGAUUCUUUGAGGAUUCGCAGUAUCGUAGCGAUACGUUGAUCGGUUUAGCGAUGACGACUGAUGAACAAGUUUUAUCAGAUUGCUUGAUUGUGGCUGGAAAAUAUCGUAUUGAUGAAUGGAACAUUUGUGAGUCCACUCUCGAAUACGUUCUGACAGAUCCUGAGUAUGCUCUGCAGCAGAUUGCAGAGAUUAUCCGAGAUGUACAGUUUGCGAAGCUUUUGAGUGGACAUCCGGACGUUGUAGUGCCAAUAAUGAUGCCACAUUUGCAUGGUGAAAAUGACGCAGAGCAUCUUGCGGACACUCUAAGGAAACUACCUAACGGCAGUGAAAUAUGUGAACAGCUAUGCCGAUCAAUGCUAAAAUCCUCACGAGAUAUUAAGAGUGGACAGCGUUGUCGGAUGAUUUGUAGAUUGUUGAAUGAUGAUAUUGAUGGCGUCAUUGAUAUGUUAGGAACAUUGCCGCUGUCGGAUGAAGAAAAAUAUCUGGACGAAGUAUUGAGUGGAUGGAAUGCUGACUCUAAGUGGAAUGGUCUGAAGAGCGCUUUGGCGUCGAGAUUGGAAGUGAUAAAGUGUGAUCGAAGUUCUCGUGAGACGACCCCAAUGAGUAGUUCGUUUGAUUUACAGUCGUCUGGAUCUGGGUCAUUCUCAACAAUUGUACAUCGGAGAACGACAAAACGAUAA